GACAGUUCACAUCUGACAUUUGAUACAAUCGUGAAUCCACAAAACAAAAAUGCAAGUUUGUCGGUCUACUAGUCUAGCAGCAGCUAGCUGAUCUAGUAUGUACUAGCUAUAUAGCUCAUUCAUCAUACUACAGGUUGAAAGUUGUCAAAUGUUCAAAACAUGUGACGCCGGACGAUAGCGCAAUGUCAGAAAGAAAAAUCAUAAUAUUAUAACUUAAGUAAAACACUUGGAGAAAUUGUAAGUGAAGCUUAAAAUCAGUAAUUGUUAAUUAUAUACGAGAAUAUUCACAAUGAGAUCAAAAUUCGUGAUUGGGACUGUGCUUGGUUUGUUUGUACUUUUUGGCUGGCUACUAGGACAUAUAUAUGGGGUGCUCCUAGCUGUCUAUGAAGAGACAACAAUUUUCAAAGACUUGGAGUACUCAUGGGUGUUCAGAUUACUAUUAAACUUAGUAGGCUACUCCACCGUGAUACUGCCAUGCUUUGCACUUUACAAAUAUCUUGAAAAGACACACUACUUCGAAAAAAUAACAAACAACAAUUGGGUGAGUCGUCUGCUGCGAACGAUGUUUUUGGAACAGGAGCGGCUGCCGGAGGUGGUGCGUGUGGACGAGAGCCUCCCUCAUGAAAGUGUCGAGUUAGCGUUGUGUGUGGUGGGACUCAUGGGGGCUUACCUCGUGUGGGGAUUGCUACAGGAGAAGAUAAUGACAACUGACUACGUGUUGUCGGACGGCUCCCUGUGCCGCUUCACGGACUCUCAGUUCCUGGUGUUCGUGAACCGCGUGCUGGGGUCGUUGGUGGCGCUGGUGCGUCUCCGCGCCACGCGGCGGCCUCUAUUCCCCGCUCCCCUCUACAAGUUCUCGUACUGCGCGCUCACCAACAUCGUCAGCGCCUGGUGUCAGUACGAGGCCCUCAAGUUCGUCAGCUUUCCCACUCAAGUGCUGUCCAAGUCGUGUAAGGUGAUCCCGGUGAUGCUGAUGGGGAAGCUGAUCUCCCGCGCCAAGUACGAGUCCUACGAGUACGUCACCGCCGUCCUCAUCUCGCUCGGCAUGGCGCUGUUCCUGUUCGGGACCGGCGAGGACCACGCGUGGGGCGCGCCGAGCGUGUCCGGGGCGUGCCUGCUGGUGCUGUACCUGUGCUGCGACAGCUUCACGUCGUCGUGGCAGGGCGCGCUGUUCCGGCGGCACGGCCUGCAGCCGCUGCAGAUGCUGCUGUGUGUGAGCUUGUGCUCGUGCUCGCUGUCGGCGGCGGCGCUGCUCGGGCGGCCGCUGCCGGCGCUCAUCUCCCAGCCGUCGUUCGUGGCGGACGCGUGCCUGCUGGCGCUGAGCUCGGCCGCGGGUCAGCUGAUCAUCUACCGCACCAUCGCUCGGUUCGGUCCCGUGGUGUUCGCUAUCUGCAUGACGCUGCGGCAGGCGGGCUCGGUGCUGUUGUCGUGCCUGGUGUUCGGCCACCGCGUGUCGGCGGGCGGCGCGGCGGGGGUGACGCUGGUGUUCUCGUCGGUGUUCCUCCGCCUGUACUGGCGCAGACGCCGCGCGCCGCUGGCCGCGCCGGGCGACAAGUAGAUCGCCUCCCACAGUAUACAUAUAAAUGACUAGCCCCGGUGAGGACGUCACAUAUUAUUUAUUUAGGAAAAUGUUCUCCAAGAACCCUUUUUAUGACUCGGUGCAUAUUUUAUUAUUUUGAUGAUAUUUUAUUUUACAUCGAAAACAAAAUCUCGAAUAUAAUGCUCGUAGAGUGAACUCGUCUGUCGAUGAAAUGUGUUGAGCGAUGGCCGCGGCCGACUCGUGUAGAUAAUGAUAUUCUUAGUCGUAAGUAACAAUAUAAGAAUAGAUAUAUUAAUAUAA
Messenger RNA from Danaus plexippus (monarch butterfly), 1840 nucleotides. RefSeq names its product adenosine 3'-phospho 5'-phosphosulfate transporter 1 (gene sll). Gene Ontology annotation, molecular function: 3'-phosphoadenosine 5'-phosphosulfate transmembrane transporter activity. Gene Ontology annotation, biological process: transmembrane transport. The transcript has 7 exons. Gene Ontology annotation, cellular component: Golgi membrane; endoplasmic reticulum membrane. The coding region runs from base 290 to 1558 and encodes 422 amino acids. NCBI's taxonomy places the organism in Eukaryota, Metazoa, Arthropoda, Insecta, Lepidoptera, Nymphalidae. The record is from RefSeq and is a predicted model, not a curated record.